This is a messenger RNA of Elaeis guineensis (African oil palm), 491 nucleotides long. NCBI's taxonomy places the organism in Eukaryota, Viridiplantae, Streptophyta, Magnoliopsida, Arecales, Arecaceae. The record is from RefSeq and is a predicted model, not a curated record.
GGCGUUUAAGAUCACAGUCGUGCCCCUUCUGCCGUGAUAGCCUCAAGAGAGUAAACUCAGGUGAUUUAUGGGUAUUUACCGAUAGCAGAGAUAUUAUUGACAUUGCAACCAUCUCAAGAGAGAAUAUGAGGCGCCUUUUCAUGUAUAUAGAUAAGUUGCCUCUGGUUAUCCCAGAUUCUGUUUUAGAUGCCUAUGAUUCUCAUGUGAAGUGACCUGUUUGGCAGUCUUCUGGUUCCUUGUUAUGGACCUCCCAAUUCUUUCAGCUAGUGCUUGUUGGCUGAUUGAUUUAUCCGAAGGAUAAUAUUCUAAUUCCUGCUUUAAAGCUGCUGCUACUUUUUAAGCAGCUGUUGAUCUUGAGUAUUUUCGAGAAGCGAUCUGUAUAUUGUGUUCAGGCUGCUGUAAAUAUUUGUACAGUUGUAAGUUGGUCUUUGUUAAGAACCUGACAGUAUUAUGAUAAACAGAUUAAUGUAAAAACUUGACUUGUGGAUUCA